AUGUAGGCUAAAAAUUUGCAUGCAGCUCUAGGCAGAAAAUUUUCUGUGGCACCUUACAGAAACAGACAUUUAAAAGUUUUUUUCCUACAAUUUCCAGACAUCUUGUAAUUCCAGGAGUAAUUACAACCAUUGGAAUGUUGGUAUAAAUGAAAGUAGAGAUCUAGAAGAUUGGUCCGCGUCAGACUUUUGUUUUAUUCAGAGGUUUGGCUUCCUGCCCUCUGUUCAGGCAAUAAAUUGGCUGUAACAGAGCUCCUUCUAGCAUUCUGUUCAGUAGAUGUAUCCCAACAGAGACAAAAAUACACAAAAUAAGGACUCAAAAAGGAAGUCAACUGAGAUCAUCAGCAGCAGCAUUUCUUCAGUGCCUAUGCAAUGCUGCUCCGCUCAGGCCGUAUAAAGCCGUAUCAAAUGCCUCGCCAGAGAAGGCAGCCCGUGAAGAAGAAAUUUCUGCUUGAACGUAUGAGAACAGCUCCUGGAAAGCCAGUGUUUAGUCUGCGAAAAACAGUGAAAUGUUAUAUCCUAACCGAAGAUUCAAAAACCGUGCAUUUUGAUAUUGAUGAAGAUGGUCAUCAUGAAAUAUGUACCAAGGAUUCACAAUCCCAUGAAGAUAUUGCGUGGUUAAGUGUGUUCACAAGGAACGAAGCAGCAGUUACUGAUUCUAAAAAUUUGGUGAUCCUCACACAGAGAUCAAAGCUAAAUGAAUUUGUCCUGUUGUGCAAGGGUAAGAAGCAUCUCUCUCUGAAGGUCUUAAAAGCAUCCUGUUCAGAGCCAGAUUGUCCUUCAGUGGAGAGAUGCAAUAUGAAAACAUGCAACCAUGAAGAUCCUGACUUUAAACAGAAAUUAAUGUUGACUGCCAUGAUGCACAGAAGGCUGAUAGUUUUAUACUACACUGGACACAUAGCUGCUCAGAAUGUCAUCACAGUAAACCAAAAUCACAAUCACUUAUACCAAGUCAGUUAAGCAGCUGAAAGAACUGACUUACAUUACCUUUAGGAAGUGAUACCUUACUGUUUGUAUAAAAUACUUUAGACAAAUAUCUUAAAGAAAAUUCCAACCUAUUUAUUGCAAACUGACAAAUGGUUAUCCAGAACUAGCUAUUUUGAGCUGCUCGUAUUACUUGCAAAACAGAAUUUAAGACUUCCCUUAGUGUUUCUGUCCUUAUAGAUCAGGACAGACACAAAUUGUCCAUACUGACUUUAAAUAGCCCCCUAUUCAUCAUGUUGUCAGUUUUGGAUGUACUUCUUGGGUAUCUAAUUUUAGCACAUGAUGUGCAAUUAGCUUAAAUGUUUCACUCAUAGGUCUACACUUGAUACCACAUGUGCUAGGUAUUGAAUUGCUGUUGGAUUACUCCCACUUACCCUACCUGUCUAUUAAAAGUCUUUGUUUAACGAGAAAAUUUAGUGUUUUCCAGUAAACUGUUGGCGCAAGAAAGCCCUCUUUCUCAGAGGGCUAUUCUCUAUCCUGUCCCUACGAUAACCUGGGACAAGAAUGUUCCGAAUUUCCUGUGUAAAGAGGAGCAAAUGUGAACCAUUUAGAAAUGUCUUGCUCAUUGCUGUCGUGUGUUGCACACAGUUCAUUAAUCACUUCUAUGACAGAUAUUCCGGAAUAGAAAUAUUUCUAAGAAGAUAAAUCCUGCUUUCACCAAAAAAUACUUGAUGAAAUUUUAGUAUAACUUUCAAGGGGUAAAAUUACAAUCUCCUUUACAACUUUAUAAAAUGUAAAUGUUUAGAUAAGCAGGAUUUGUUGCUACAGCCAAGAAAGACCCAGAUACACAAAGAAUAGUAAGCACUUCUGAAGGCAUGUCAGCCAGAAGUGGAAGAGAAAGAAAAAGAAAAGGGAGUGUAACCCCCACCCAUGAUGAGCAAAGUAGUAGAAACAGAUUAGUAGAAGGCUCAACAAAUUGAAAUGCUCAACUAAUUUUUUGCCUCAGUCCUCUCUGUCAAUCGUUCUUCACAAACAUUAAGUGGAUGGACCACAAAGGAGAGAAUUGGGAAGGAAGGAAACCCGCACCUGCUGUAAGGAAGUAUCAGAUGCUUAUGACCACCUGAGGAACCUGAAGGUACAUAGGUCUCUGGGAUCACAGAAGAUGCAUCCCAGAGACCUGAAGAAACUGGCUGAUGUAGCAGCCAAACUAUUCUUUGUGAUACUUGAACAGUCGUGGCAGUCAGGUGAAGUCCUAGGCAACGGGGAAAAAAAGAGACAUUGCACCCAUUUUUAUAAAGGGUAGAAAGGAGGAUACUGGGAAAUACCAAUCUGUCAGCCUCAGCUCUGUGCCUGGGAAGAUCAUGGAAUAGAUCCUCCUAGAAGCUGUGCUAAGGCACAUGGAGGACAGGGAGGUGACUUGAGGAAAUCAGCACUGCUUCAACAAGGAUAAGGCUUGACAGAACAAUGGGUUGGUCUCUUACGAUGGAGCACCUCCAUCAGUGGAAAGGGAAGAGCUAAGUAUGAAAUGUGUCUGAACUUCUGUAAGGUCUUUUACAUGGUGCUUCUACAAUAGCCUUCUCUCUAAAGUGGAAAUACAUAGUUUGAUGGAUGGACUGCUCAUUCCAUAAGGAGCUGACUGGGGGAUGCCAUCAGUGAAAAGUGGUCCAUGUCCAAACGUACAUCAUGACAAGUGGCACACCUCAGGGGUCCUUACUGGGAUCACCACUGUUGCAUAUCUUUAUCCCUGACAUAGAUGAAGGAAUUGAGUGCAGUCUCAGCAAGUUUAUUGACAAAACCAAGCUGUGAGUGGUCGUGCUGGUUUUGAACUAAUUGGUGAGAAGGGAAGAAGCCACUCACGGAGAUAAUUUUCUAGGAGGGGUUUCUGAGAGCUUCCUCUGUGCCUAACGAAAACCAAUAGCUGGCUAGUUCUGAGAACUGACAAGUUGUUGAACCAUUUAGAAGUUGAGUCCACCUCUGUAAGAUUCACAUCUAAAGACAGGCAAGCCCAGGAAAUCUCUCUUUUACUUCCAGCUCUGAAGAGGUAACUGGGUGCCAGUCAGGCUGGCCCCACUCCACUGCAGCCCGAGCAGCCUGGUGGGGCCAGGCUGGACCCUGCAGUGGCCAGGCUGGGGGAGGGUCCAGCCAAGGCUGGGCUGGGUUGUGGCUGCUAACAUCUUGCUGACACUAAGCCUUGUGCUGCUGCUGGCCCGUGCCAAACUCGGGUCCACUGAGCCCCAGGAGUGGCUCUGGGCCAGGCCAGGCCCUCUCCACUGUGGCCCUAUGUGGCCCCAGCAGCUGCCAGGCAAAGAGAGGGAAGUCAUCAGCCCACAGCUGAAAUUGAAGGAGGCCAGAGACCAGCCAUGCGGCCAGAGCAGCUGCCACUGUUCUGGCUGGGCCCCCUGAGAUCUUGGCACAUCCCCAUCUGUGAAAUCCAUCACUGUGACUCCUUUGGCUACUGCCCAGCAGGAACUAUCAUGACCGUCCGCAGGUCUGGGUGAGAUAUUAACUCUUUCACUGCACAGAUGAAACUUGCAAAACAUUGAUUCUCUCUUGAGUGAGAGAAAAGGACAGAAUGAAGACUUGUAGAGGACAAAAUGAAGACACCAAGAUCAGUAAAGGAGUCAAGUCCCAGAUAGAAGGAGAAUGAAGAGAUGCCUUACUAUUGGGCUGAAAGUUCUUUUGGUAAGGCCAUGGAGCUGGACUAUGAUACACUAGGGACUAGAAUAUGCCCUUUAAUUCAUGAGAAAGUAUGGGUGGGUGGAGUGUUCAAACUGUAGACAUGAGCAGAGGCAUCCAUAACGAAGCAAAAUAGAUGUGGAAGUAGCUGUGAUCCCAUGAGAGGCUUGAACAGAGGCAGAGUGAUGUAGACCCUUUGCUCUCAGGGACAGAAGAAGACCUAUGUCCCCAGAGAUGAAGUUGAUCACAGUGAUAGAUGAAGAGAACCUUUGCUUUUGAACAACUCAUCCUUAAAAUAAUACUGCACAAGAUGAUAUGGCCCAUUAACUCAGGUGUGGAAAGGCUGUGGAAAUGGGAGGAACUUCAUGACUGCAGAUCUUCCAGGCAGCUGUUAUUCGUGGAAAUUAAAAGCCAUGAGAGAACUGUUUCUUCUGGAGAAGUCACCAUGGCAUGGUGAGAGAAAAUUCAUCUCCCUACAAGAAAUGAUGAAAGACUAUUGUAGAGGUGGUAACUGAUUGAAAAACCCCAGAUUUCAUCUCUAUGUUGUCAGCUGGGAAAGAAAAGAAGUCAGGCAGGGGGAGGCAAAGGGUUCUGAAGGUUUUA
Parus major (Great Tit) is the source of this 4200-nucleotide messenger RNA. RefSeq lists its product as uncharacterized. The coding region runs from base 370 to 957 and encodes 195 amino acids. The transcript is spliced from 7 exons. NCBI's taxonomy places the organism in Eukaryota, Metazoa, Chordata, Aves, Passeriformes, Paridae. The record is from RefSeq and is a predicted model, not a curated record.